This is a messenger RNA of Umbelopsis ramanniana AG, 1308 nucleotides long. RefSeq lists its product as uncharacterized. Lineage: Eukaryota; Fungi; Mucoromycota; Umbelopsidomycetes; Umbelopsidales; Umbelopsidaceae. The transcript has 5 exons. The record is from RefSeq and is a predicted model, not a curated record. Bases 11 to 1000 code for a protein of 329 amino acids. Gene Ontology annotation, molecular function: 2 iron, 2 sulfur cluster binding.
AACCAACAGCAUGUCAAACUUGAUUGAACUCUCUAGCGACGCUGAAUUCCAAAAGAAUGUCGAGACAAGUAAUGUCCCAGUCGUUCUAAACUUCUGGGCUUCCUGGGCUGAACCUUGUAAGCAAAUGAACGAUGUUUUCAAGGAACUCGCCGACAAGUUUCCAGCAGUAAAAUUUGUUCAGAUUGAAGCCGAAAACUUCCCAGACAUCUCUGAGCAAUUUGAAAUUGAAUCUGUUCCAUCAUUCAUCGUCGUUAAGAACAACAAGGCCGUUAGUAGAGUAGAAGGUGCCAAGGCUGCUGAAUUGGCCAACGCAGUAGCUAAAUAUGCCAAGGGCGUUCUUACAAGCAAUACUACCGCCAAUGCCGUUUCUCAAACCGCCGAGCCAGUCCGUGACCUGCAGUCCAGAUUGAAGGCUCUUACUACCAGCGCUCCCGUCAUGAUCUUUAUCAAAGGAACACCACAACAGCCAAGAUGCGGUUUCUCAAGGCAACUUGUUGAACUUCUUGCCGAGCAAAAUGUUCGUUACUCAUCUUUCAACAUCUUGGCUGACGAAGAUGUUCGACAAGGGUUGAAGGAGUUCUCAAACUGGCCAACCUUUCCCCAGGUUUACAUCAACGGCGAGCUCGCUGGCGGGCUUGAUAUUAUCAAAGAGCUGAUCGCAUCAGGAGAGUUUGCAGAGAUGAUUCCCAAAGAGAAAGACCUUAGCACCCGACUCCAAGAACUCAUUGAAAAACAAUCCGUCAUGGCUUUCAUAAAGGGUACACCUCAGGAACCUAGAUGUGGAUUUUCACGUCAAUUGGUUGGCCUCCUCAAUGACCGGCAUGUCAAAUAUGGAUACUUCGAUAUUCUUUCAGACGAUGAAGUCAGACAAGGACUCAAGACUCAUGUCGACUGGCCCACAUUCCCAAUGCUUUUCUACAAGGGCGAGUUGUUGGGUGGAUUGGAUAUUAUAAAGGAAAUGAUUGCCAGCGGAGAGUUUGACCAGGUCAUUAGUGCCUAAUCAUUAUAACAUUUGCUUUUGGAUGUCGACUUGCCACCAUCAUACAUAUAAUAAGAAUUCCAAAUUACCCCAUAUCACAGAAAAAGUUAGAGAAGAGAUUAAGUAAUAAAAGAAACAAUACAAUAUUUAGGCAUUUUAUUAUUUUACAUUAUGGCGCUGUGUAUAUGUUAAAAAGUUUAGCAUGUUCAUUGUUCAACGCCAGGAGGUCGCUCUACUCGAACCUGCUCCCAAUCAUCGUCUUCAUCGCUCUUAGCUUGUAAACGCUACGAUGGAAUUGACUGCGUCAGCAUUGGACAUAAAAUCCAUUA